Messenger RNA from Cynara cardunculus var. scolymus (artichoke), 387 nucleotides. Its product is annotated as phytosulfokines-like. The record is from RefSeq and is a predicted model, not a curated record. Gene Ontology annotation, molecular function: growth factor activity. Gene Ontology annotation, cellular component: extracellular region. Gene Ontology annotation, biological process: cell population proliferation. Lineage: Eukaryota; Viridiplantae; Streptophyta; Magnoliopsida; Asterales; Asteraceae. Bases 22 to 252 code for a protein of 76 amino acids. The transcript is spliced from 2 exons.
CACCCACUCAACUCAACAAUCAUGAAUAGAGCCACCACCCUUUGCUUCAUGCUUGCCCUUCUCUUAUCCUCCAUGCUCUCCUUUGCCACCUCUUCCAUUCCUACUUCUCUUCCAAACCCCACCAUCACAAAAUCUGAAAACAAGGGUGUUGAAGAAAGUUGCGAAGGGGUCGGGAGAGAAGAGUGCUUGAUGAGAAGGAUACUUGCUGAUGCUCAUCUUGACUAUAUUUACACCCAAGAUAAAAACCCUUGAAUAAAGGGUUCGUCUAACGUUCGGAUGUUGUGGAUUACAUUCACUGAAUGAUGCUUAAUUUAUUCGACACCGUUGCAAUCUUAGUUCCUAUGUAUGAAAACCCAUAAAAGAAAUGAAUGAAUAUCUUUAGCUUGC